UGUGUAAAUGCCACUUUGCGCUACCACCACAACCUGCAUCAUCUGGCGAUCUUUGAUGUUUGUAUUUGUUUGAGAUGCGCUUGCCAAGCUCACAGAGCCACACGGUAGAAACUGCUGGGCCAUCUGUCAUCUCACGUUCCAAAUUGAAAGAUGGGUUACCACCACCGCACAUCUUCCCGGCUGGGCACGCUGCCUCUCGCGUUUGACCUGCCGGCGCGAGUAGGACAGAUCUUCAUGUUGCAAUUUCGACGACUUCGGCGCUCAGGGCGCAAUGGACGCCGAAUCAAGCUCCUUCUCAAGUUCGCAUUACCGCUCCUGGUCCUAUACCUUAUCGAUCUGCCCAUUCAUCUCUACCGCACGCGCGUUGCGCGCCCUCAUCAGGAUCUCGACCAGCCGUUCGCGACAGGAUGUCUGGACCCGUCGGUUACCGCCGCGCAGCCGCGCGAGAACGCCACUUUUGUCAUGCUGGCGCGGAAUAGCGAAAUUGAAGGUGCAAAAGCAACAGUGGCGAAUAUCGAACGGCAGUUCAACCGGUGGUUUCACUACCCGAUUAUGUUCCUGAACGACGCUCCGUGGUCAGAGGAAUUCAAGGAUGUACUAAGCAGGGCUGUGAGCAAUGGGACUGAGGUCAGGUUCGAGGUCAUCGAGAAGGGAAAGUGGGGGUUUCCUGAGGAAAUGAAUGAGAAGGAAAAGACAAAGGCCAGAUUGCAGAUGAAGAAGCAGGGUGAGCGAGGUGUGGGCUAUGGUGACAUGGAGAGUUAUCAUCACAUGUGUCGGUUUUACUCUGGCGAGUUCUACAAUCUCGAAGCCCUGAGGCCCUACAAGUGGUACUGGCGCCUCGAGCCAAGUGUACGCUACAGCUGUGCCCUCACAUACGACCCUUUUGCGGAAAUGGCUCGUCACGACAAGGUCUACGGCUGGACGAUAGCGCUCUGGGAGGUUGGCGACACCUGCCCGUCCCUAUUCAAGACCACCGACGACUACCGAAUCGAAAAGGGUAUUCCCCGGACGCCCACCUGGAACGCCUUGUUACAAGUGAUGUGGUUCCCCGCGCCCGUCCGUUGGUUUCUCGGCUUGUUUCGGGUACGGGAGCACGACAACUCCGGCAACAAGUGGAACAUGUGCCACUACUGGAGCAACUUUGAGAUUGCCAAUCUGGACUUCUUCCGCGGCCGCGAGUACCAGGAUUACUUCCGCUACCUGGACAGCAAAGGCGGCUUCUACUCGGAGCGCUGGGGCGAUGCGCCGGUGCACACGCUCGCCGUGCACAUGCUUCUCCCGCCCGAGAAGAUUCAUCACUUUUCGGAUAUUGGCUACGAGCAUGACACGCUGUGGCAGUGUCCGGGAAAUGCACCGAUGGACCAGCAACUCCUCGGUAACAAGGCGCUGCGUGACAUGGGCAGGAUGACACUGCCGUCGGAGGGAGGGACAGGAUGCAGGUGCAAAUGCCAGGAGAAUAAGAGGAGGAGGAAUAUCAAUAGUCAGUGCACGAGCGAGCUGACGAGGCCAGUGGCGUUUCAUAGGCCAAGCUGGUGGGAGAGGCACAAUGGAGUGUAUCACUAUGCUGUAAAUAACCCAAAUAAUCCGAGGAAGUGAGUGAGGUUUUGGGAGAUGGGAACAACGGGUUGGAAUUCCGCGCCAGUCGCUCUCAGUUUUCUACAAACUUCGUGUUUCCGUUUCAAGACAGGAAGUCUUGUACCCUUCUAGAAGGCUUACUCGAUAGAUAGCCCAUGAUUCAUAAUCGGCAAAGUCAUCACAAACGAAAUCAUGGCGUUGAUGUUGGCAUUCUGGAACAUGCAUCCCAUGCUCCAUAUAUAAAAACCAGGUUCAC
This is a messenger RNA of Neurospora crassa OR74A, 1831 nucleotides long. RefSeq names its product alpha-1,2-mannosyltransferase. The transcript is spliced from 2 exons. Gene Ontology annotation, molecular function: alpha-1,2-mannosyltransferase activity. Bases 151 to 1596 code for a protein of 481 amino acids. The record is from RefSeq and is a predicted model, not a curated record. Gene Ontology annotation, cellular component: Golgi apparatus; membrane. Gene Ontology annotation, biological process: cell wall mannoprotein biosynthetic process; protein N-linked glycosylation. Lineage: Eukaryota; Fungi; Ascomycota; Sordariomycetes; Sordariales; Sordariaceae.